GUAAAGCUGUACAUCAUGAAACUCCAUGGAAUAUAUGUAUGUAUACAUAUGUAUAUAUGUGUCUGUAUAAAAGUGAUAUAACAACAACAAAAAUAAUUAGAGCUCUUGCACACUCCUCAACUCAUUUCUUGUCCAUGAAAAGCGCGCCGAACAAGUGAUAAAAUUGAUUAAAUUUCGAUUCGUACAUAGAAAACAUUGUGAUAAAGCCCGAAGCAGAGAACACGUUUUUGGCAUUACAUAAGCAGGCUGAAAGCGUGGCAGACUGACAGAGAGGCAGGCGAGCGGACAGAGACAGGAUUAUGGGUCGAAAACAGGAAAGCAGACAAAACAAAAACCGGAAGAACAGGAAAAAGUGGGCGAAAUGUCAAAAACUGGACAGCAGAGCGAAGAGUAACAAAAAAGAAGCAGAAUCAGCAGCAGCAAAAGAAGAAGAGACCAAUAACAGCAGCAGGCGGCUAAGGUAGCGGCGGCGGCCUGUUCUAUGCUGCUGCCCACUCGAAAAAAAUAACCAGCAUUAUACAGCGCGCACCUCAUCCUUCGCCUUCUUCAUUGUCGCAGCCAACAGCCGCCAGCAGUAUCGUGCAGUCAGUCCUUGGGUAUUGCGAAAAAGAGCCAUAGAAAUGGCGAUAAAACAGAAAAUGUGCAAAACCAACACGAAUGCAAAAGGCAAUAGAGAGUGCAAGUAGGCAAGUGAGUUGCCUGUGUGCGUGUGUGUGUGCAAGUGAGCAUGUUGUUGGUAGUGAGAGUAUAUAUAUGGAUACAUACAAUCAUAUGCUUGCAUAUAUACACACAUAUAAACGAAGUGUUAAACGAACGCAACACGAAGUUGCUUUCAAGGUCUGGAGCGCAGGCAGCAGACAGCAGGUUCUGGAAGGCAGCGACGCCAACGCAGCGUCAGCCGUCGCAUUCCAUUCCCGCUGCAAUUGCACGAAGUUGCCCUUGGACUUGCACUUGAAAACCGAGUGACAGCAGCAACUGCGCGGCUGCUGCUGACGUCGACGUCGACAUUAUGUUGGAGUUGUGUUGCAUGCUCGGCACGGCCGGCUCCUAAUGCGCGCGCAUGCCUCAAACCCAACUGCAGCUGCGGUUGUCGCUGUCGCUGCUGCAAUCGCUGUCGUUGCUGCAGUCGCUAUCGCUGCUGCUGCCGCAGUCGCAGUCACUGUGAACGCCAUCAAACCAAACGCUUCGUUCGUUUUGCAGCAAAUUUCGUUUUCAUACAGCAAAUUUCAAUUUUAUGUUAUAAAAUCGCACGCACACAGCUGCAGCCAUAUGAUAAUGCAGCUGUGUGUGUGUGUGUGCAUGCAUAAUGCACAUGUUUUUCUGUGCUUAUGUGCAUGUGCCUGUAUAUGUAUGCAUUUUUGGCUUUUGCCAUACUUCCUUUACGCCGUUUGCCAAUUUUUUUGUUGCUGCUGUGUUCACUCGUCUCUCUUUACCACUGCCGCCAAAAUAAUGUUGAAGGUCAGCGUGUUAGUGUAAAUUCAGUUUUAAAAUAUGUACACACAUAUCUACAUAUACAUAUGUAAUAUGUAAAUGCGUAUGUGUGUUUGUGUGCUUGUAUGCUUGUGCAAAAGCCACCCACACGCAUUUGCUUUGAGUUGGUCCCACUGCAAGCGCUAAGCAUCAUUGUGAUGAAUUUUAUGACACUUUGGCUCUGCGUGUAUAACAGUUAUUGGAGAACCGAUUUCGUUUGCUGCUGAGAUGGCAAUAGAGCCUAUAAGUUUCCUAUGACUUAUGAAAAGUGUUAUACAUAUUUAUACAUCUACAUAUAUGUAUUUAUAUUUAUGUAUGUAUGUACAUUUGGCUCGCUUUCAGGUACAGUUUGAACCAGUACGAUUCAAGCUAAUUGCCUGAGCCACAAUUGAAGUUAUCGUUAAUCGAUUUGUUCAGUGUACUCCCUACGACACAUUCUAACAUGCUAAUUUUUCUCAGUGUUCAAAUAUAUAUUUUAUUUAUUUCUAUAUACUCUUUCGUAGCUCAGCUAAUUAAAUUCCUUGAACUUAAUUAAUAUAUUAUCUGAACGAAUAAAAUAGUGAAAACAAUUAGCUUAACUUUUAAUUGUAAAGUCAUAAAUAUAAAAUAAAGAAUUUACCGUUUUGUUGAAAAACUAAUGGAGAAAAGUUUUCUCAACUUUUCCAUACUGCAAAAACAUAAUGUUUUCUGGUGGGAAUUAUUGCAUUACGCUAAAAAGGUAUAAAUAAUGAUAAAUCAAGGAGCUUACUUUAGUUGCGGAUAAUUGUGAACUGCGAAUAUUGUGAAUAGAGCGAUUUAGCUCGAACAAUGAUUUUCAAAUAUAUCAGGAAACCAGAUGGGGAAAAUCUGCUUAUAGCCCGUGAGGCCUACAAAUACGUCGAUGAUAUUAUGGUCUUCUUGGGCUGGGGUUCGACCGAGGGGCGUGGCAAGAUAAAUCGACGAAUAUAUAGACUGUAUACGGUUUUGGUCGUCAUCUUCAGUCUAUAUCUUCCCUUUCUAUUCGCUCAGUCGCUCAUGUUGACCAUAGAUAUCUCCCAUGCCGAUACUCUAUUCACCACGCUCGAGGUGUUCUUCAACGGCCCCGCCUAUACGAUCAAGUCGGCCAUAAUGCUCCGCAAUAGAUGGCGUGUGGACAAGGCCAAGGAUAUGUUGGACGUGAUGAGCGAGCGAUUGGUGACAUACGAAGAGCGAGUGAGAGUUCAUCGAUUGGCCGUCACCUGCAAUUACAUAACACUUCUAUAUCGGUUUGUAUACACAAUACCAACGACACUGAAUCUAGUCUAUAGCGUCCACUACGGAUAUCCGCCUCUAAAUUUGUAUAACCCAUUUGUGGACUGGCAUAAGGAUACGCGCAGCCUGUGGUUCGCAGCACUUUACGAAUAUUUCCUACAGAUCUUUGCGGUCCAUGCCUUCAUGGCAUCGGAUUCUAUGCCUCUGAUAUUCGGGCUGACUGUUCGAUCCUAUACACAAUGGCUGACAGAGCGGGUAGAAAGAUUGCGCAUUAAUCCCAAAAGAAAUGAGGAUGAGAACUACCAGGAACUUGUUCAAUGCAUCAAGGAUCAUCAGCUUAUUGUGGAGUACAGCGAGAACAUGCGACCUCUGAUCUCUAUUGCCUUGUUUGUUCAGUAUACCACAGCAUCCUUGGUGAUGGCUUCAUCACUCGUUCAUUUGGUGACUUUUGCGGAUAUGGUCUCGGGCGUUACAACCACCAUUUAUAUGAUCUCCUGUAUGUUUCAAACAUUUCCAAUUUCGUACAUCUGCGAGCAGAUAGUUGAAGACUGUGAAUUACUAUCGCGGGCUAUAUUUCAUUCGAAUUGGAUCGGUGCGCCUACCGCCUACACUUCGGCCCUUAAGUAUUUCAUUCACAGGACCCAGCAACCAAUCCAAUUUAUAGCCGGCGGCGUAUUCCUCAUAUGCCUGAACGUAAAUAUUCAAGUGGCCAAAUUUGCAUUUUCUUUGACCACAUUUGUUCAACAGAUGAGCGUAUUUGAAAACUUUGAUCGUUAAAUUACCGGAAGAGCCGUUUGUUAGAAGUCAUAUUUAAAAAAAUAAAUAUUCUUGACUUAUAAAUGAGAUAGAAAAUGCACUACAAAAUAGAUGCACUACAGAAUAGAUUAUAGAAUCAUACACUUUGUUCAAUAAAU
This is a messenger RNA of Drosophila mojavensis, 3614 nucleotides long. Its product is annotated as odorant receptor 85a. Gene Ontology annotation, molecular function: olfactory receptor activity; odorant binding. Lineage: Eukaryota; Metazoa; Arthropoda; Insecta; Diptera; Drosophilidae. The coding region runs from base 2278 to 3477 and encodes 399 amino acids. Gene Ontology annotation, biological process: sensory perception of smell; detection of chemical stimulus involved in sensory perception of smell. The record is from RefSeq and is a predicted model, not a curated record. Gene Ontology annotation, cellular component: plasma membrane. The transcript has 3 exons.